Ixodes scapularis (black-legged tick) is the source of this 2092-nucleotide messenger RNA. Its product is annotated as smoothelin. Gene Ontology annotation, molecular function: protein binding. Bases 54 to 1094 code for a protein of 346 amino acids. NCBI's taxonomy places the organism in Eukaryota, Metazoa, Arthropoda, Arachnida, Ixodida, Ixodidae. The transcript has 9 exons. Gene Ontology annotation, biological process: actin cytoskeleton organization. The record is from RefSeq and is a predicted model, not a curated record. Gene Ontology annotation, cellular component: filamentous actin; microtubule organizing center.
GAUCUACGUGUUUUCUCAAGUUCGCAUUUUUGUUUUUUGUCGCAGGCAGCGCAAUGGCACGGGUGGUACGCGGGGUGAACCUGGACAGCUUGGAAGAUGAGUUCAAGCUCAUGGAAAUUCUGGAUGCGACGGAGGACUUUGAAGAGAGGAAGGUGGUCCGCUCCAGGCUGCAGGAAGUGAAGGCCGUCAACCGAGCGAAGCGCGAGGCCCUGGUGCGGAACCGCGAGCAGGAGCGCGAGAAUUCGAUCAAGCAGCGGCAGCAGGAAGCGGCCGAGCACAAGCAGCGCACGCUGGCCAUGUACGACAAGAUGGCCAAGUCGGCGCCCGCCGGAGGGCCCAAGCACAUGGACCUCAACAUCCUCAGGGACGGCAUGGAGAGCUCGGAGGACGACUCGUCGCGCAAGGUGGACCUGGUGGAAGACGCCAUCAAGCAGCGGCAGAUGGAGGCCGACCUGCGCAAGAAGCGCAUCCUGGCCGCCUACGACGCCGCCGCCAAGUCCGGGCCCGCCGGAACCGUCAAGACCGUGGACUUCGACUCCUUCAAGAAGGCGGACGUGUCUGGUUACGAGCCCCCCAAGCCCACUGGCGCCAUCACGGGUAGCUCGACCUUCAGCGCCGCCGGUGGAGUGCCCAAGAUCGUCAAAGAGCCGCCGAAGAAUGCGUUUGCCAAGUUCCAGCAGAUGGACUCCUCAGCUAACCGUGGAAGGCCCGCAGCUGCCCCCAACUUCCGUGGUGGCAGCGGGGGCGUGGCUCGCAGCGCCAGUGACAUCAAGGAGAUGCUGCUCUCCUGGUGCAAGAACAAGACCAGGGGAUACGCCAACGUGGACGUGCAGAACUUCUCUACGAGCUGGAACGACGGCAUGGCCUUCUGCGCCCUCAUUCACCACUUCUAUCCGGAGGCGUUUGACUUUGACCAGCUGGACCCCAAGAACCGGAGACACAACUUCGACCUGGCCUUCCGCACGGCCGACGAGCAAGCCGGCAUCGCACCUCUGCUGGACGUCGAGGACAUGGUCCUGAUGAAGAAGCCCGACUGGAAGUGCGUCUUCACCUACGUCCAGAGCCUGUACAGGAACCUGGUGAACAAGGACUGAGCGGCCAACAAGGAUUCCACCCGCAGAGGAGGGCUCUCGAGUUCUCGGGACUGCAUGCAUCGACGACGUGGGCGGGUACCCAGUCGACGGGCACCGCGGUCUUCUUCAAACGCUCGAUGCUUCUUUCCGGAGGAGGGAACGUUCCAUCGUUAUCGCUUAGUCGUUAUCAUUUGCCAGCAUGCAAUUGCGCCAGAGGGACGGUGCUCCCUGCUCGGACAACCAGCAAGCGCAUAAGCACAGAACCAGCUUCGUUUUAGUGUAGGUUUUUGUUUGACUUUUUUUACUGCGUAAUUUGUAGGUUUUAACAAAGGACAAAGAAAUACAAGACGAUUGUGAGCAAGCUGAUUGGAAUAGAGCAGCGGGACGCCAGUCCUGGAUAGGCAAGCACAAAUAUAGAGCUCAGAUCGUAUAUACACAACCUGAACUCUGACCACAGGCUUGACCACAUACCACGGGGCCUCACACUCAAAUCAAACGUGGGGGUUUAAACUUUUUUUUUAAUAAAUUCAAAUAAAAAAAUAAAAAAGAAGCCGGAGGAUUAAAAGAAGAUCGUCAUGUCUUGCCAAUGGCGGACUGUUCAGCUCUGAGCUCUGAGGCAGAGAAUAUGAAAACUUUAAAAUAUGUGUGUAUAUUUUCCCAUGGCAGAUACAUUCGAAUAAUGUUCCUGCAGAUAAGUUUACAUCCCUGACUUGUGCAUCGUCAUUACAAUGCUGCCGUGAAGAAUUGGUCAUAAUGUUUUUAAUAUGAAAAAAAAGUUUCUUUUAAACCAAAUAAGUUUUUUAGGCUUGGCUAAUUAUGGUGCUGCGUGAACUUUUAUUCGAGUGUGUUUCUUUUAUUUUUAGAGUAUCAGCUAGUCAAGAAAGUGUCGUUUUUUAUUAGUUUGUGUAUUGUACGUUAACUAUAGUUUCUUGAUUUUAUUACUCGAUUGAAAUGCCUUUAUUUUUACUCAGUUGUAUAUAUCCUGAAUUGUAAUUGUGGCACUGAUUCAUUUUUUUUUU